Messenger RNA from Paramecium octaurelia, 802 nucleotides. NCBI's taxonomy places the organism in Eukaryota, Ciliophora, Oligohymenophorea, Peniculida, Parameciidae. The record is from the annotation of a GenBank genome assembly.
AUGAAAUGUAAUGGCAUAAUAUUCUUCCUCAUUCUAAUAGCUCGGACUUUAUGCUUUGAUGGAAACAAUUCAAUAAUACUGAGUUUAUCCCAAUCAUUUAGUUCGAUUAUUGUCACCGAAUUGGGAGAUAAAGUAAUUUACGAUAUGUAAUUACCACAAUAGACCUUCUUCUUAGCUGCCAUAAUGUCAAUCAAAUAUAAUCGAAUAGCAGUUUUAAUUGGCUCCACUCUUGCCCUUAUUCUAAUUACCACCCUAAGCACCAUUUUUGGACUAGUGAUUCCUGAGUUGAUUUCAAUCCUAUAUGCAAAAAUUAUGGUUUCCAUAGUUUUUUAUGGUUUCGGAAUUAGGUUUCUAUACACGUGGUACACCAUGAAAAAGGAGAAGGAAGAUUUGCAAGAGGUGGAGUAGGAGUUAACAACCUUGGAUAAAAAGUUGAUGAAUUUGCCAGAUCCUGAGACGGAUUAAGUUAACGACAACGUAACGAAAAGUAAGAAUCUCGCUAUGGACACUAGAUUUCAUAUAAGUACAAUUCUAAUAAGUGGUUUGGUAAGCUUUUACUUUAACGCUUUUGGGAGAAUGGGGAGAUAAAAGCCAAAUUACAACCAUUAGUCUAUCAUCAAUCUAUAACCCCUAUUACAUUUUCUUAGGUGCCAUAGUAGCCCAUUUUAUAUGUACAGUCAUUGCAGUUCAUGGAGGAAAAUUGAUUGCAAAUAAGUUAUCUGAAAAAAAUUUCAAUUUUCUUGCAGGCAUUACCUUUCUUUGUAUAGCACUAAUAAACACCUAUAUCGCAAUAUGUUUAUGA